Molecule: messenger RNA, 2579 nt
Organism: Andrographis paniculata
Lineage: Eukaryota; Viridiplantae; Streptophyta; Magnoliopsida; Lamiales; Acanthaceae
Product: probable 1-deoxy-D-xylulose-5-phosphate synthase 2, chloroplastic
Exons: 10
Coding region: 163-2325 (720 amino acids)
Biological process (GO): terpenoid biosynthetic process
Molecular function (GO): 1-deoxy-D-xylulose-5-phosphate synthase activity
Source: RefSeq, a predicted model, not a curated record
UAUAAUAAUAAUAAAAUAAAAAUUGAAUUCUGUAGCAGCGGCAGUACAGAGAAGAAAGCUAUUGGGAGGGGUCGGUCAUGGCGUCGAGUGCCGACAAAAAUCAUGGGAAAUGAGACCCAUCUCGUCGAACGCUCCUCCAUCGUCUCUGCCGAUCCGUAAAAAAUGGCAGCAGCUGCUUCUGGAGUCUUCACCAGGGUUAAUCAACCUACAGCGUCGUUCCUUCGCACAGCCAAGCUUAAUUGUGGAGGGAAGAAGCAGUUUUUCGUGAAGGCGAAUGCUGGUAAUUCAGAGGCGGAGGGCGGAGGCGUGGUGAUUCGGAGCGAGAAGGAAGGGAUUUGGAAGGACAAGGAUGGAUGGAAGAUUGAUUUCUCCAAGGACAAACCGCCGACGACUUUGCUGGAUACGAUCAACUAUCCAAUCCAUAUGAAGAAUUUGUCACUCAAGGAACUGGAGCAGUUAGCAGCGGAGCUCCGAGCAGAAAUUGUGUACUCUGUUUCGAAAACGGGCGGCCAUUUGAGCUCGAGCUUGGGCGUGGUGGAGUUAACCGUUGCUCUUCAUCAUGUCUUCAAUUGCCCUGAGGAUAAGAUCAUUUGGGAUGUUGGCCAUCAGACCUACGGGCACAAAAUCUUGACUGGGAGACGAUCGAAGAUGCAUACACUUAGGAAGACAUCGGGGCUGGCUGGCUUCCCGAAAAGGGAUGAGAGUGUGUUUGAUGCUUUUGGUGCUGGUCAUAGCUCGACGAGCAUAUCUGCUGGACUUGGGAUGGCGGUGGCGAGGGAUAUACUGGGGAAGAACAACAAUGUUGUAUCCGUGAUCGGAGAUGGUGCGAUGACAGCUGGACAGGCGUAUGAGGCGAUGAACAACGCGGGGUUCUUGGAUACUAACCUAAUCGUCAUCUUGAACGACAACAGACAGGUUUCGUUGCCCACAGCAACGCUCGAUGGCCCUGCCAAACCCGUUGGCGCCCUCAGCAGUGCCUUGACUAAGCUCCAAGCGAGCACGAAGUUCAGACAGCUCCGGGAAGCUGCAAAAAGCAUCACGAAGCAGAUCGGUCCACAGGCACACGAAGUUGCUGCUAAGGUCGACGAAUAUGCGAGAGGGAUGAUUAGCGGUCAGGGUUCGACACUGUUCGAGGAGCUCGGAUUGUAUUACAUUGGUCCGGUGGAUGGACAUAAUAUCACCGAUUUGAUCAAUAUUUUCGAGAAAGUUAAAGCUAUGCCCGCGCCGGGGCCAGUUCUGAUUCAUAUAAUAACCGAGAAGGGGAAGGGAUAUCCUCCCGCCGAGGCAGCAGCCGACAAAAUGCAUGGUGUUGUCAAGUUCGAUCCGGCUACGGGAGGCCAGUUUAAGACCAAGUCCCCGACGCUGUCGUACACUCAGUACUUCGCCGAAGCUCUCAUUAAAGAAGCCGAGGAGGAUCCAAAGAUCGUGGCGAUUCACGCUGCGAUGGGUGGAGGCACUGGUCUGAACUAUUUCCAGAAACGAUUCCCUGAGCGCUGCUUUGAUGUGGGCAUUGCUGAGCAGCAUGGUGUGACGUUUGCUGCUGGAUUGGCCACUGAGGGCCUCAAGCCGUUCUGCGCGAUCUAUUCGUCGUUCCUGCAACGAGGCUACGAUCAGGUUGUUCAUGAUGUGGAUCUUCAGAAGCUGCCUGUCCGCUUCGCAAUGGAUCGAGCUGGUUUGGUCGGGGCUGAUGGCCCGACUCACUGUGGAGCAUUCGACGUUGCAUAUAUGGCAUGUUUGCCGAACAUGGUGGUCAUGGCUCCGGCAGACGAAGCGGAGCUGAUGCACAUGGUUGCGACUGCUGCAACCAUCGACGAUCGCCCUUCCUGCUUCCGGUUCCCUCGCGGAAACGGUGUUGGCGUCGCUCUUCCACCGAACUAUAAAGGAACUCCGCUCGAGAUUGGGAAGGGACGAGUGCUACUUGAAGGCACUCGAGUCGCGCUUCUUGGAUAUGGUUCGAUCAUUCAGGAGUGUUUGGGAGCUGCGGAAAUGCUGAAAUCCUAUGACAUGUCGACGACUGUCGUCGAUGCGCGAUUCUGCAAGCCAUUGGACACGGAUUUAAUCAGACGACUCGCCAAAGAACACGAGGUGCUGAUCACAGUCGAGGAAGGCUCCGUGGGAGGCUUUGGAUCGCACGUCGCGCAUUUCCUCACUCUAAAUGGCCUUUUGGACGGACCCCUCAAGUUGCGCUCUAUGGUGCUGCCGGACCGGUACAUCGACCACGGCGCUCCAGCCGAUCAGCUUGAAGCAGCGGGGCUGUCAGCACGGCACAUUUGUGGGACGGUUUUGGCGCUGGUUGGGAAGACAAUGAGGGCGCUUAAGCUGUAAUUGGGUAGGAAGGCAUGUCUGGAACUGAGGGUUAGCUAUAUGUAUGUCUGUCUGUAUGUAUGUAUGUUUGUGAUGUCUGUGGGAGAGAAGGAAGAAGAAGAAGAAGAAGAUGAAGAAGAAGAAGUUGGUGAGGAAGUUUUGUGAGAAUGUGUAGCAAUGAAGGCAGAGUGUGGGAAGAAGUUUCAUGUGUAUGUGUAGAUAGUUGAUGCCUCUGCUCUCUGUCCUUUUCGGAAAUAAUAAUGACUCUUUUCUAA